AUGGGGAGAGUCAGUUGGGCUGCUACCCCUGCAUCAGUUACCUGCCAGCUGAGCAACUGGUCAGAGUGGACAGAUUUUCCAUGCCAGCACAAAAAGUAUUGAUACCGGAGCUUCUUGCAGCCAAACAAGUUUGGGGGAACCAUCUGCAGUGGUGAUGUCUGGGAUCCAGCCAGCUGUUCCAGUCCCACAGCUUGUCAAAAGCAAGCACAGUGUGGACAGGAUUUCCAGUGUAAGGAGACAGGUCACUGCCUGAAAUGCCCUGUGUGCAAUGGAGACAUGGGCUGCCUUAAUAGCUCUGAUGAGGAUGACUGGGAGGACAUCAGGGCCAUUGAAGAUGACUGCACCCAGUACAAGCUGAUUCCAGGAUCAGACAGGGCAGCCUCGGGGUACAAUAUCCUGACCCAGGAAGAAGCUCAGAGUGUGUACGAUGCCAAGUAUUAUGGGGGCUGGUGUGAGACGGUGUACAACGGGAAAUGGAGGGAGCUUUGGUACGACCCCACCUGUGAGCAUCUCUACUAUAGAGAUGAUGAGAAGUACUUUCAGAAACCCUACAACUUCCUGAAGUACCACUUUUCAGCCCGGGAAGAUACUGGAAUCUCCUUGGAGUUGUACGAUGAUGGAAAUGACCUUCUUUCUAAAGUAAAAAAUGACAAGUCUAUGUCAACUGGAAUGACCAUUGGCAUAGGCCCCACAGGCAAACCUGCAGUGGUGGAUCUGGGUGUGUCCAGGUCAGAAGACACUUCCUUGUUGAAUAAGUUAAGCAAGUAUAAUGAGAAGAAAUACAGCUUUAUGAGAAUUUUCACAAAGGUGCAGACUGUCCAUUUUAAGAUGGGGGACAAUAUUAUGCUGGAUGAAGGAAUGCUGCAGUCAUUAACGGAGCUUCCAGAGCAGUACAAUUACAGCACAUACACCAAGUUCAUUAAUGACUAUGUCAUCCAUCACAUCAUGUCUUGAUCCAUGGGUGGCACUUAUGAAUAUAUCCUGGUGCUUGACAAAGAAAAAAUGGAAUCACUUGGUGUUACCAGAGAAGAUAUCAAGACAUAUUUUGGAGGCCUCUUGAAAUUUCAUUAUGAUGAUGAUGAUGGUAGUGUAAAAUCUGAAGCAAAUUUAUCAGGAGGACAUUGUAAAAGAUUUGGAACUGGCAAAAUCGUUAAGUGCAACAGCAAGGCCACAUUUGUGGAAGAUGUCAUUUCUUGGGUGCGAGGUGGCAGUUCUGGCUGGGGCAGUGGCUUGACACAAAGCAGGAGCACCAUUACAUACUGUUUCUGGGGGUCAUUAAAAGAUAAUCCUGUUGUUAUCGAUUUUGAGAUGCAGCCCAUUCAUGAAGUGCUGCUGCACACAAACCUGGGGCCUCCAAAGGCCACCCCAAACCUGCUCCGGGCCUUGGACCAGUACCUGAUGGAAUUCAAUGCCUGCUGCUGUGGGACCUGCUUCAACAGUGGGGAGCCCAUCCUCGAGGGCACCAGCUACAGUCAGUGCUGUCUGGGUUGCAUGGGCCCUGCCUGUGAGCAAAUGGAGAUAGAGGCUGCCAGAUCAGACAGAUGCUGGAGCUGUUGGAGCUCCUAGUCUGUGUGCAGAGCAGGCACCCAGGAAAGGAGGAGAGAGUGUAACAACCCCAUACCCCAGAACAGAGGCACCUCGUGUCCAGGGCAGAAAGUGCAGACCCGGGCUUGCUGA
This is a messenger RNA of Galeopterus variegatus (Sunda flying lemur), 1677 nucleotides long. It is a transcript of the gene C8A, whose product is annotated as complement component 8, alpha polypeptide. Lineage: Eukaryota; Metazoa; Chordata; Mammalia; Dermoptera; Cynocephalidae. Gene Ontology annotation, molecular function: protein binding. Gene Ontology annotation, cellular component: membrane attack complex. Gene Ontology annotation, biological process: immune response. The record is from RefSeq and is a predicted model, not a curated record.